AUGGAAUUCUGCAAGUACUUCUCUGAUAAAAGAAAGUCACAAAAGUUCCAAGGAUAUGAAGUUGCAAAAUGAUUUUCCUGGCAAAUCACUGCCACUGAGUCAAAAUCAAUUACCAUCCACAAAAUCUGAAAAGAUUCCAACCAUAAAAGGUGAAGCUGUAGUUGGAAUCGGGCCCAUCAUUGACUAUAAGGUUGGAAUUCAAUUAGAAAAACCAGUCCCCCAGAAGGAGUGUUCCAAGGAUGUGAAAUUGCAAAGUGAUUUUCCUGGCAAAUUACUGCCACUGAGUCAAAAUAAAUUACCAUCCACAAAAUUUGAAAAGAUUCCAACCAUAAAAGGUGAAGCUGUAGUUGGAAUCGGGCCUGUCAUUGACUAUAAAGUUGGAGUUCAAUUAGAAAAACCAGUCUCCCAGAAGGAGUGUUCCACGGAUGUGAAGUUGCAAAGUGAUUUUCCUGGCAAAUCACUGCCACUGAGUCAAAAUAAAUUACCAUCCACAAAAGUUGAAAAGAUUCCUUCCAUAAAAGGUGAAGCUGUACUUGGAAUCGGGCCCAUCAUUAACUAUAAGGUUGGAAUUCAAUUAGAAAAACCAGUCCCCCAGAAAGAGUGUUCAAAGGAUAUGAAGUUGCAAAAUGAUUUUCCUGGCAAAUCACUGCCACUGAGUCAAAAUCAAUUACCAUCCACAAAAUCUGAAAAGAUUCCAACCAUAAAAGGUGAAGCUGUAGUUGGAAUUGGGCCCAUCAUUGACUACAAGGUUGGAAUUCAAUUAGAAAAACCAGUCCCCCAGAAGGAGUGUUCCAAGGAUGUGAAGUUGCAAAGUGAUUUUCCUGGCAAAUCACUGCCACUGAGUCAAAAUCAAUUACCAUCCACAAAAGUUGAAAAGAUUCCUUCCAUAAAAGAUGAAGCUGUACUUGGAAUUGGGCCUGUCACUGACUAUAAGGUUGGAAUCCAAUUAGAAAAACUAGUCCCCCAGAAGGAAUGUUCCAAGGGUAUAAAAUUGCAAAGUAAUUAUCCUGGCAAAUCACUGCCACUGAGUCAAAAUCAAUUAGCAUCCACAAGAUUUGGAAAGAUUCCCCCCAAAGAAGGUGAAGCUGUAGUUGGAACUGAGCCUAUCAUUGACCGUAAGAUUGGAAUUCAGUUAGAAAAAUCUGUCCCCCAGAAGGAAUGUUCCAAGGAUAUGAAGUUGCAAAGUGAUUCUCCUGGCAAAUCACUGCCACUAAGUCAAAAUCAGUCACCAUCUCCAAAAUCUGGAAAUAUUCCAUCCCAAGAAUAUGAAGUUGCUGCAGCUGGAAGUGAGCCUGUCAUUGACUCUAAGGAGGGAGAUAAUUUAGAAAAACCAGUCCCCCAGAAGCAGUGUGAACCAUUUCUAGACAAAGAGGAACAGAAAGAAGUAAAGAAAGGUGGAAGAGAAAAGGCAAAAGCAUCAACAGAAUAAAAUGGAAACAUUGGAGAGAAAAGAUGGUGAGAAAACUGAAAACAAAAGCGCUGGCAAAGCAACAAAUGAGCAAUAUUCAGUGGAGAGCCACCAGCAUGGUAAAGAUGAGGAAAAUAAAAUUCCUGGGGAAGAAAUACCAAUAAUGAGUAUUUCUUCUGAGGAAAAGUUAGUACCUGUGCACCACAUUUUAAAGGGCAAUUGGAGAGAGGAAUUAAUGGAAAAGCACCGGAGAAAUUACUAUUCUUUGGAAAAGUUUGAAGAAAAGGAAAUCAAAAUA
This is a messenger RNA of Antechinus flavipes (yellow-footed antechinus), 1706 nucleotides long. RefSeq lists its product as uncharacterized. The coding region runs from base 56 to 1429 and encodes 457 amino acids. Lineage: Eukaryota; Metazoa; Chordata; Mammalia; Dasyuromorphia; Dasyuridae. The record is from RefSeq and is a predicted model, not a curated record. The transcript is spliced from 3 exons.